Messenger RNA from Fusarium pseudograminearum CS3096, 315 nucleotides. RefSeq lists its product as uncharacterized. NCBI's taxonomy places the organism in Eukaryota, Fungi, Ascomycota, Sordariomycetes, Hypocreales, Nectriaceae. Gene Ontology annotation, biological process: mitochondrial respiratory chain complex I assembly. The record is from RefSeq and is a predicted model, not a curated record. The transcript has 3 exons. Bases 1 to 315 code for a protein of 104 amino acids.
AUGGCGUCGGGAUAUGGCAUGAACGGCGGCGUCGGCCGCUGCUUUCCCUUCUGGCAAGAGGUUAUGGGAUGCUAUGUUGUCAACACCUCUGCCGCUGACGAUUCCGGCAAGAAGAAGUGUGGUCUCGUUCUCGAGGAUUACUACGAGUGCCUUCACCACAAGAAGGAGCACGCUCGAGCUCUUGCCAUGCAAGCCGCCUAUGCUCGCUCCGAGUCCGCUACAGCACGCGACGAUGCGCCCAGUGUGAAGCAAAUAAGGAGUUUGGGACUUAUCGACAAGGAGGAAGACACAAAGAAGGUCUUGGGACGAAGCUAG